AUGUCAGUCCUCAAGCACUGCCUAUUGCUUCUUGCGACGGCAAACACAGCUUUAUCUUUUACUGCUAGAGCUUCGUACAACUUCUCACAGGCUGCUAUUGAGAAUGGCGAUGCCCUUGCCAAGCUUAACGCCGAUGCGAACCAAGCGGCUAGGGCUUUGAAUUUGGAAUUGACACGGCAGGGUAUUAAUACUUCGUGUUCAGCCGAUAAUAUUCAAGUCCGAAAGGAAUGGAGAAACAUUCCGGCCGAAGAGCGCAAGGCUUUUGUUGCCGCAGUUCAGUGUCUUCAAGCUUCUCCUUCUUUGAAUGACCCUGUCAAGCUUCCUUCUGCAAAAUCUCUUUAUGAUGACUUUGUUAUAACGCACUUUAACCAGACUGCUAAUAUUCAUUGGACGGGCACUUUCCUUUUAUGGCAUCGGUAUUUUACUUGGACCUACGAGCAGAAGCUUCGCACGGUCUGUGGAACCUUCCCCUAUUGGGAAUGGGGUUAUGAUGUCGAAGACCCGGCAGCAUCCCCUCUAUUUGAUGGAUCGGAGACCUCAAUGGGCAGUGAUGGUGCCUUCUUCCUUCACGAGGGAUACAAACUUGUGCAGAGACUCUCCAAAACCCUCAUCAAUCUUGAGCCCGGCACAGGAGGUGGAUGCGUAAAGUCCGGCCCGUUCGUCAACAUGACAGUCCAUGUCGGACCCAGAGCCAUGUUGACAUUCGGCUCGACAAAUGCCACGUCUGUGGAGAACCCGUUGGACGACCACCCCCGUUGCCUCAAACGUGAUCUCAACAAGCAUGUCGGCAAGAAAUACUCUUCCUUCUUGAACUCAACGACCCUUAUUCUCGAUAAUGACGAGCACGAGAUGUUCCAGGCUGUUAUGGAGGGAGACGAUAGAUUUGUGGACGGUCAACUAGGCGUACACGGUGGUGGCCAUUACAUCAUUGGAGGCGAUCCCGGAUCGGAUGCAUUCAUUUCAGCUGGCGAGCCAGUCUUCUACCUCCAUCACGCCCAGAUCGAUCGGUUGUACUGGAUCUGGCAGAUGCUCGACUUCGCGAACAGACAGGUAUGCCAUGCCCUCAACCCGAUCUGGUCUCUAGUGAUGCUCUUUCUCACUGCAGACAUUUAUAACAUGGGGGUUUCCGGCACCGAGACAAUGCAAAACAGCCCGCCCAGUCGUAAUGUUACUGUGGAAGACACCAUUCAUCUUACUCCUAUCGGGGGACCAGUCAAGCUCAAGGACUUGAUGAGUACUGUCGGAGGAUCACCAUUCUGUUAUGUCUACGAAUAA
This is a messenger RNA of Colletotrichum truncatum, 1275 nucleotides long. NCBI's taxonomy places the organism in Eukaryota, Fungi, Ascomycota, Sordariomycetes, Glomerellales, Glomerellaceae. The record is from RefSeq and is a predicted model, not a curated record.